AGAAUUAAGCAAAUACAAUCAUCCUUGUCUUCUUGAUGUCUUUUAUCGCGUCCUAGAGUGAUAAGCGUGGGCGACGUCUUCCUAUCCUUCUCUCACUAUUUGGAUAUAUACUGUACGGUAUUGUUUGCCUCCUAGUGGCGCUCUUCCCGUCGUGACCACCUUAUGUUUUUCUUCUAGCGUACUUCCUUCAAAGCAUCGGCGGAGGCUGGCCUUUGUUAUUCAUGGCUUCGUACAGUUACAUGGAAGACGUCACCAGCCAAUACUCCAGAACACCCCGCGUAGCCAUCAUGACUGCUGUUUAUAAUAUAGGAGGUAUGCUUGGUACACUUCUGGGAGCUUGAAUAUAUGCUGUUGAAGGAAGUGUUUGGAUUUUCAGUAUUGCUCUCCUUCUACACUGCAGCGCUUUUGGUGUAGCUGUAAUUAAAGUCAAAGAUAAAAUAUCUCUCGAAGGUGAAGCCGCAGGUAAUAAAUCUAAGGUGGCAAGUCCUUGGAACCCGAAGAAUGUGGUCGACUUAUUCCGUAUUACCUUACUGAGACGACCUGGGCGUACACGAUCACAUCUACUGUUUCUCUUGACUUUUAUGCUCGGUGACAAUACCGCUAUACCUCACAACCUGUACCUGUGGACUUGCAGGGUGUUCAACUGGAGACAAGACCAAUACAGCAUAUAUUAUACCAUUAACCAACUAAUAGGGCAACUUAUUGUUCUCGCCGCAGCCUCGAUUCUUCACAGACUGGAAAUACAUGAUUGUCUGAUGGGGGCAAGUUCAGAACUGCUGGUAUUUCUGAGAAACUUGACGUUUGGACUAUUGACCCUUGCCAGUCAGUGGUGGGUUGUCUACAUGUUCGUUAUUGUGCCAGACCAGCUUCCCACCGCAAUAAUCAGGAGUCAAAUUUCCAAGCUGUGUGAUAGUGACGAGAUAGGAAGAUACAUGUCGCUUCUGGCCAUCCUCGAAGUAUUGUGGCCUGUAGUGGACAGCGCCAUCUUCACCGCCGUCUACACCUCUACUCUCUCUUUCUACCCCUCUUACGAGCACCUCGUCGGUGCCAUAUUCAGCCUUUAUGUUUUCAGUGGAUUCCUAGGGCUGAAGUUGUCCUUGGCCAGUGAGGAAGGUCGAUCUACAGCACAAUCAUCAUUCCAAACCAAUGUUACACUAAACUACAAGAAAGACAACAGUUCAACAGUAGAUGUACAGAAUGCCAGCCAGAUUUCCAUUUCAGGGAACGAGAACAUAUCUGAAUGAGACCAGUGUACAUUAUUAGUUAUGUAAUGUUAACUAGCUGAAGUACCCGGCUCUGCCUGAGCUUAUUUUUGAGGGGCAGCCUCUAGCCCAUGUCCAUUACUACACUAUGAUCUACAAUCCACUAUGUUAUCUACCAUGUAUCUUCUCCAACAUCUCUAAUAUCCGUACUAUAUCCUCUCCAGCAUCUUCAUUAUAUCCACUACACUAUCAUUUACACUCACUUUUCAUGAGGGGGAGGUUGGCCCUUGCAGGGCUAAGCACCCACAUUAUACUUUCAUUAU
Molecule: messenger RNA, 1525 nt
Organism: Homarus americanus (American lobster)
Lineage: Eukaryota; Metazoa; Arthropoda; Malacostraca; Decapoda; Nephropidae
Exons: 2
Coding region: 582-1244 (220 amino acids)
Biological process (GO): transmembrane transport
Cellular component (GO): membrane
Molecular function (GO): transmembrane transporter activity
Source: RefSeq, a predicted model, not a curated record